AUGGAACCUCAUGCGCAGACGCAAACACUGAUGGCCGCCCAGAACGUGCGUGAAGGGUCGCUGGGCGUGGCGUGCAAGUGCGUGCUGCGCACGUGCUUCGUCAUCCUCAACAACAUGUACUGCAUCCCCACGUACGUGGUGUGGAUGGUGCUCAUCUUCCCGCUGCGCCGCUACCGCCCGCAGCUCUACUGGGCCAUCGAGGGCCACUUCUUCCACUGGCUGCUCGCCAUGGUCAGCAUGUGGAGCUGGUCGGCCGGAUACGACAAUUGCGGUUACCCGCCGCCGGCCGUUAAUCAGUGUCUUUCGUCCCCGUGGCUGGCUGUGUUGCGCCGAUCAGCCAGCAGUGCAGCAGCCUUCGCCAAAACAAACGGCGAGGAGGAAGCGCAGGCCUUGCGCGCGGCCCUCGCGGCCUCGCAGGCGCCCGGUUCGACGCCCGAGCGAGGUCGCCCCGCCUCGCCCCUUGCAUCGCGCCUGCGAGUCCGACACAUUCGGUUGCCUCUCGUCUCCUACAACCCCGAAAUUUGUGUAGAAUUGGUGUCGAAUGUACUUUUCCGUACUUAG
Messenger RNA from Gryllus bimaculatus (two-spotted cricket), 561 nucleotides. NCBI's taxonomy places the organism in Eukaryota, Metazoa, Arthropoda, Insecta, Orthoptera, Gryllidae. The record is from the annotation of a GenBank genome assembly.